GGAGCUACGAACAAGAAGCACAGACCCUAACCUAGCAAUUUUUUUUUCCUUAUUCUCUUUUCAACCGAGCUAGUCACCCACUCGAGUUGAUCUUCCUCCAACUUCGUGGCGGGCGUUGCAAAGGGUCGUCCACAUUAGGUCAAGCGAGGUAUCAUCGACUUUCCAGGGUUACAUACAGGUAGAUAGGUAGUGUAGGAGGUAUUGUAGGUAUUGUACGAAGUAGUGUACAAUAUAUCCCACAAAGCCAGACCGAAGGCACGGGCUCCCGCGUUCCUUAAGCGUACCGAAGGUAUUAUUUUCCCGACGAUCAGCUCGGAGCUUACAGCUCCUUAGCAUGGUAAGGGUAAGAAUAUUACAGCCCCAUGGCUAGCCAGAUAGUCAAAUCAAACUACACCUUUUAUACCUUAGGUGUGUAUACUAGUGUAUACUAAGAUCCCGACGAUUUCCAGAAAGAAUAGGUACGUAAAAAGAGGGCUUCCCGCUUACAUAGAAGUACUUUUUUAUCCUUCCUAUUGUCGAUCACUUUCUUUUUUUCACCGGCCGCAUACCCCUCGAUAGAGCCCGGCUUGCUUUCUUUUCCCCCAUUGCAUUGCCCCGUGCGUCUCGACUCUGUCCGGAUUCUCUCGUUGCACGAGCGCCUCGAACAAAUAAUGGACAUCGAUAAAAAUUCUAUGGGACCCCUUGAGCCGGUUGAGAAGUAUGUGGAUGAUGAUGCGUCGUCGAUUAGGUCGGCGGCGCGAGGAGAUGAUCUGCCGAAGGGAUAUUUUUACUCUAUAGGGUUUCUCGGAGCUAUGGCUGGAUUUUGCUUGUCGGCUAUAUCUGCCUUCAUCUUCUUACUGCUACCGACUAAUGUGUUAACGUACAUCAACGCGGAUAUAGGUCCAAGCCCCUAUAUAUCGUGGGUGAAUAUCGCUAGGACUCUAGCGCUGUCCUUCACUUAUACGAUCCUUGGUCGAUUGUCGGAUCUCUUUGGACGACGAUGGUUCUUCAUCGGUGGAAACAUUGUCGCGCUUGUCGGCAUUAUCGUGUGCUCAGUCGCCCAAAAUGUCGACAGUUUAAUCGUUGGCAGUGCGAUAUACGGAUUGGGCGAGACGGUUCAGUUGAGCUUCAACGUCGCUGUGGGCGAACUGGUUCCUAACAAGCAUCGUCCGAUGGUCCUUUCGUUGAUUUUUGCGACGAACGCGCCAAUUGCCGGUAUUGGUCCUAUGAUUGCUCGAGCCGUGUUGCAGCACCCUAACAUGGGAUGGCGAUGGUGCUAUUAUCUUAACAUCAUCGUGGUCGCCGUAUCGAUUGUCCUACUCUUCUUCUUUUACCACCCGCCAACUUUUGACCUUUUGCACGAGCGAAAGACUAAGACCCAAUUGCUCAAGCAACUUGAUUACGUUGGAAUCUUCAUGUGGACUGCUGGUCUCACUCUUCUCCUUAUGGGUGUUAGCUGGGGUGGCACUAUUUACCCCUGGAAAUCAGCUGCGACCAUCUCUUCGAUCGUAAUCGGAGCAGUUCUCCUGAUCGCGCUCUUCGUUUAUGAAGCCUAUGCCAAGCUCGAGUAUCCUGCUAUCCCCGUCCAGUUCUUUGCGAAUCGGGGUUUCAUCAGUCUUGUCGCUUGCGCUACGGUUGCGACGAUGUCUUAUUACUCUGCAGUCCUGCUUUGGCCUCAACAAGUCAGAGCUCUCUACACUUCUGAUAUUACUUACGGUGGAUGGAUCUCGUGUACCGUAGCCAGCGCCACAGCUUUGGGUCAAGCGUUGGGUGGUUUCUUCAUUAAAUGGGGAGGAAAUGUUCGAUACUGGAUCAUCUUUUCGACCUUCUGCAUGGUUGCUUUCGUUGGAGCCUGCGCAUCGCUUACUCCCGAGACUUUGAACGCCGGGAUUGCAUUCACGAUGAUCGGUCCUUUCUUCGUCGGUGUUAUCGAAGUUUGCGCCCUCGCACUCGCACCCCUUUUCUGCAAGCCUGUGGAUAUCGGUCUUGCGUCCGGUCUGUUAGCUUCGAUCCGAUCAGCCGGUGGUUCCAUUGCCGUGGCUGUUUACAGUACCAUCUUAUCGAACCGCCUCGCCACGACCGUACCUGCGAAUGUUGGACCGGCCGCCAUCGCUGCUGGUCUUCCAGCGGACCAAGUUCCCGCUCUUGUUACGGCAGUUCUCGGAAGCAAGCUCGCCACUUUCCAAGGGCUAAGCGACGCCGGAAAAGCUGCGGUAUCUGCGGUGAUACCAAUUGCGUACUCGCAAGCGUUCAAGACUGUAUAUCUAGCCAGUCUUGGAUUCGGAGGCAUUGCUAUCGUCGGCUGUCUUUUCUCUAAGGAUGCUCAGAAACACCUUACUGAUAAGGUAGAGCGCAAGAUGCACGGAAAGACAACUAGGUAGGAUAGCCCGGAAUCGGCAUCGACAGCGUAAGGGGAGGAUUAGUUGUAUCGAAAAGCGUUGCAUUUGUCUUUAUCGCUAACGAGAGGAUGACUUCUGGUAACGCAGGAUUCCCUUGAAAUGACUUGGAGGUAUCGUAUCUGAUCCAUGCUUAUGUUCUUCCCGUUCAAUGAUACCAGUUUGUGUAAUAAGUAGCAAUAUCCUAGCGAGGGGUGGAAUUUUGAUUUCGCAUCGACAUAAUUAUAACAUGUAGUAUAUAGCCUAUCGCCUAUAGCCAAUCUAAUACCACUAUCUCUAAAUAAUGUAAAGAAA
Messenger RNA from Daldinia caldariorum, 2669 nucleotides. RefSeq names its product putative siderophore iron transporter. Gene Ontology annotation, cellular component: membrane. The record is from RefSeq and is a predicted model, not a curated record. Gene Ontology annotation, biological process: transmembrane transport. Bases 651 to 2360 code for a protein of 569 amino acids. NCBI's taxonomy places the organism in Eukaryota, Fungi, Ascomycota, Sordariomycetes, Xylariales, Hypoxylaceae. Gene Ontology annotation, molecular function: transmembrane transporter activity. The transcript is spliced from 6 exons.